This is a messenger RNA of Megalops cyprinoides (Indo-Pacific tarpon), 3376 nucleotides long. It is a transcript of the gene gpr160, whose product is annotated as G protein-coupled receptor 160. Bases 301 to 1248 code for a protein of 315 amino acids. The transcript is spliced from 2 exons. NCBI's taxonomy places the organism in Eukaryota, Metazoa, Chordata, Actinopteri, Elopiformes, Megalopidae. Gene Ontology annotation, cellular component: plasma membrane; signaling receptor complex. The record is from RefSeq and is a predicted model, not a curated record.
CAAAGGUAGGAGGAGCAGGUGUCGUGAGCUUUUUGCAGUCAGAGUCAGUCCAACGAGGGGAGUCUAAUGCAACUCAUCCAAAGAGAGAGGAUCCAAUCAAUGAAAGUGUAAAGACCGCAGAGGGCAUAGGGGUACUGAUCUUUGGCUUGGAGUCUGAUGAAGGGAUUGCAUACGGCCACAAGAGCAAGGUUGUUUAUCACCCAUUUUGACAUCAUGCACUGGGGAAAUGGUGGAGAUGGGGUGGAGGAGGGAUGCUGACAUUGAAAGGAAGCGAGACGUAGCUCAGAGACGAUCUGAGGCAUGGACACUCAUGCUGUCGCCAUGGACAACUCCAUCCCCUCUCUGCUGCUGGUCCUGGGCAUUAAGAGCCUGCUGAACUGGACCGUGGUGCUGGGCCAGAGGCAGCACAUGGUCAGGAGUUUCCUGGGGUCCUUCUGCAUCUCUCUGGCGCUGGUGGACAGCCUCCUCACGCUCGCUGUCUCCGCCAUCUACGGCCUGGAGGACUUCCGCCUCCUGGGCCUGAGGUUCACGCGGUACCACAUCUGCCUGCUGGUGCAGAUCGCCUGCUUCACCUACGGCCUCCUGCACUGGCCCGUGUUUUUCCUCGCUGGCCUGGACCACUACUGGACCCUGUGGCCCGGCCGGCACCCCUUGCGCUGGACCCGCCGGUUGGCGUACGCCUGGGCCGCCUGCGCUGUCUGGGCCGCGACUCUCUUCUACGUCUUCGCGGCGUCCGGCUUCCGCCCGGACACAGGCGAGGGCUCCCACCUCCUGCUGCGCCGGUGUCUGGUCUUCCCCAGCCCUCAGAGCACCCAGGUCUCCUCUGUCCUCUUACUGACGGUGGGCUGCACCCUCCUUUACUGUAGCCUGGGGCCCCUGCUCCCGGACGGGCCCCGGGCGGGAGGGCCACUCAGCUGGCAUGUCCUGUGCCUGACCAUCGAGCCCUUCCUGAGCACGUGGGCGCCCUUCGUGAUUUUUCAGAUGGCCCUCCUCCUGGUGUGGGCGGAUGUGCCUGCUUAUCUGGACAUGAACGUGCCCUGGCUGUGCUUCCUCAACAGCUUCCUGGUCGGCGCGCUCUCCUGGAAGCGUUUCGGGGCCUUUCGGCUCGGAAGGACCUCCUCGCUCACAGAUGGCUUCUGCGACUGGCACUUCAGCUCAGACUCCGCAGGAGCGAACAGCAGCGGCGGGGGCAAAGCUCCAAAUACUUCAAAAACCCCUGCUCUUGAUGAAAGUUGGCUAACGCUGUAGCGUGGCUGGGGGAGGCUCCGCCCCGUGGCAUUCAGGGAUGCCUCGUCUUCUCUGAUGCACACUUCAAAUUGCCGUUCGCUGUUUACAGCAUUGCGCAAUUUAAAUGACAAAGUAUGUUGUUGUGAAGCCAAGGACUUCUACACAAGUAAGACGCAAGCUUUGCAUGAUGCAGUUGAUGGACUGUAACACCAGACAAUUAGGCUACGUUCACACUGCAAGCCGUGGUGCUCAAUUCGGAUUUAUUGCUCAGAUCCGAUUUAUUUGUUUGGCUGUUCACAUUUGUUUUUUAAAUGUGGCCAAUAUCAGAUUCCAGUGUGAACUGGUCACAGUCCUGAACUGACCCGCAUGAGCAAAAGAACAAAACAAAGACGUCACACGCAGCACGCUGUCAUAUGGAAAUAAACAUGGAGGCCACUGAAGUCAGCGUUUACGCUUUUUUUUUAAUAAGUUGAUGUGCAGCGGAAGCCAGUGAAUUCAUGGGCAGGCGAUAAGGAGGACGAGGAUGAGGAGAAAGAGAGCAAAAUUUUUAAUUGCUUUUUGUGGAGCAAUGGCUGCUUCUUCAGGACGGAGGUGUGUCUGGAUGCAGAGUCGGAGCCAGGAGUGGUGGGAUCGUGACGUGUAUGGCUUCACUGAAACCGAUUACAUCCAAAAUUUCAGGAUGUCAAUGGUCUACUUUCAAUUACAUCUAAUGACAAGGAAUUUAGUCAUGUCACUUCCGCCAGCGCAGAAUUGUGACGAACGUCGAUCUAGAGUGACGUAAAUGUGACUGUUCAGACUGAGGUCGCGUUGUAAAAAAUCAGACCUGUGUCUGAUUUAGGACCACAUAUGGAAGUGGCCCAAAUCGGAAUUAAAAAGAUCAGAUUCCAUGUGGUUUGUGCUGUUCACAUUGUUAUGAUCUGAGUCACAUAUGAGCAAAAAAAAAAUCUGAUUUGGGCCACAUUUGCCUACAGUGUGAACAUAGCCUUAGAUUCUGAUUUGUUUAAGCUUGCAAAGUUGCAGCAGUGAAUGUACCUAUUUAUUACAAUAGGAUUUUUCCAUUUGUUGACUGUAAAUUACAUUACAACUCAGGUUAAAAGGGCGAUAUUAAAAGUGUAAAAAGGUAAUGUUAAAAGCUAUGUAAUAUUAAGGUACAAUAAUCUAAACCCCCUCCAGUGGCUUUGGUCCAGUUUUACUGUAUUUAUUAGGCUUGCUUUUCUGAUCAGUACUGCCAGCUAAUUAAGAACAUGUGAGAGUCCUUUAGAAGAUAGAGAAGCUGCAUUAUCACCAUUUCCCUUUGGUUGUUAAAAGUUCAUGUUAGUGGUAUAUAUUGAAAAAAUGUGAGAUGCAAACAGAAGUGGGUGGACUGCUUUUGCAAAUUAAAUAAUCAGUACUGCCCACCACAGAAAGAUUCCGACAAGCCGAAAACUGUAGUGAACAACAGCAAAGAGAUGACACAGUACCACUAGGAUGUUUUGAUUUCACUGAUUAUUAUGUUUUCAUCAAUUGGAAUUUUAUUGUCUACUCUUUUAAUGCAUUCUGCUUUUUUGCAAAAAAGGAUGGGUGUCGUAACUAUGAACUACGUCUCAUUGCAUGCACUAGCAGGCUUGUGUUGCUUCUCAGCAUCCUUAUUUGCAUGUGAUUUGGAUAUCUUUUUUGUGAUUUUUUUUUUAACGUUUAUGUUCACCUACAGGACGCUGGAAGACUGUACAGUGUAAAACACUGAAUUCAGGUCAAAUGCAUGGAAAAUUGAUGCCAAAAUCAAAAGCAAAGACAAUUCAUUUUUAAUUUUCUUCUUUUUUUUGGGCACAAACCGCCCCCGCCACAGUGUGUGUGAGCAUGUUGUUUGUGGCAUGUGAUAUAUUUAGAAACAGGAUUGGGUCUGAGACUGCAAACUAUACUCUAAACAGUCAGAAAGUAACUGAAAAUCAAUAAUCUGUCAACAAGUAGACUCAGACCACACACUCAGAUAUAGGAUUAAAUACUAUACUGAUAAUAUGGAUGUCAGUGAGAUGUUUUUGCUCGAUCACUUCUGCAGGUAAAAUAAAUUUGACAAUAAAGCGAAGGAGGAAAUGUCUGUGAUUGUGUGUGGUGGAUUGCUGAAUGCAGUUGAUUGUGAGGAAAUAUGUAGGCAGCAGCAAACUUUCCGUUA